AUGGUGAUGGACCCGACGGCGAUCCCCUCAGAGGUCUCUGCUGUCGUCUUCGUCAUCGAGAGCUCCCAAACCCUUUGGAUGGAAUGGAAAAUAAUCCUUAGCGAUUAUGUCGGGGUAUUGAUGAAGAGGUUGUACGAGGCGUAUCCUAAGAGAGCUUUGCGAAUAGGAAUUAUCACCUAUUCAAACUCGGAUACACUCGACAACCCAAUUCUCGCAAAGAUGUUCUUUAUGGGUUAUGCGAAUGCCUUUCAGAUGCUCAAGUCGGGCAAGUCACUGAAACUGGGAGAGGUCGAUGCGUCUCCGAAGAAGGGCAUGGCCGCCCUUGAGGCAUUGGUUGCUGCUGUCGAGUUGUUCGACGACCUCGACGCGUCGCUAACGGACGAUAACGACCCUUCAAACUCGGCGAAACACGUCCUCAGGCAUAUCGUUCAUAUUGUUGCGGGCGCGCCCGACCAGGCUCCUAGGCCAAUGUGGAACCUUUCUCCGAAAUUGGACUUUGUCUCCUGGGAUACGUUGCCGGAGGAAAUGAACAAGAGGAACAUAUUCUACAGCGCCGUGAUUGCGCGGCAGGCGACUGUGAAAUAUUCGCAACUUCAUCAAGCUGUGGGCAAUAGGUCACAACCUUGGUUUGCGGUCCGACCGAAUCAUACCGUGCUCUUAUCUGGAUUCCCGAACAGCCCACCGCAAAGGGCUCCAGCCAAACGACCUAACGAGGCAGCAGACCGCCCAUUGGAUCCCAAGCGCGCGCGCAUGGACCCUCAGCAACAACCCCAGCCGCCUCUGCAAUCCACUCCUCUUCCGCCUCAUCUCAACCCUGCCAAUCCUCAAGUUGUGGCGGCCGCUUUGGCAGCCAUGAGCAAACAACUGCCACCUGCCAUGGCCACCAUGUUCGCCGGCAAGACCCCUGCACAAAUAGAACAUAUCAUUAAGAGGUUCAACGAUUUAGGGCCACGAUUGCCGCAGCUGAAAAAGGAGGCUGAGGAGCUUCACAAGAAUGGCAAGGUUGAGGAGGCGAAGAUGAAGUUGGCAGAGUACGAGAAGCUGAGGGUGUUAUAUGACCAGCUAGGGAAGACCUGGAGGAUGGCCCAGACAGCUGUAUUGAUUAAGGCUGGUGCUAUGAAUGCUGGUGGUGCGGGUGCUGGGCCAAGUCAGCCCACGGCUGGGAGUUCGGGCGAAAGCACUCAAAAGGCGGGAGAGGGGUCAGGGUCGUCGACUGCAACUGCACCCACGAGCGCCGCGGCAGGCCAGCAAUCUCGACCCCAACCUCAACCACCGAAGCCGCCGGAGAGUGACCCUACGCCUUCGAAUACGACUGAUGCACCUGCAGCUUCUGCCGCGACUUCCUCUCCUAAACCUGUGCCCCAUGAUUCCACCUCCACCUCCUGCACCCACCCAACGACCUUCACCAAAACUUUCAAUGCACCUAUCAACCCUCCUCAGCCACCACAACCUUCGAACAAACCACAAGCGCCCACUCCUGCAGUGAACUCGAACGCCAAUCCCCCCAAUCCAAAUCCAAAUAUGGCAGCAGGUGCGCCCCAGAUACCACCGGGUCCUCCACAGCCGGGCCCAGCACUGACACCAGCUCCACCGCCCAACUUUAUGGGUCUAGGCGUUGGCAAUCUCCCACCUGGUCUUGCGCCUUCUGGGUCGACGGAUCCAGCGAUGCAAUUACAAUUGGCGAAAAUGUUGGAGCAACAGAGGGGGAGGCAGGGACCUGGUGGGCCAGGUGUUAGUGGGUUGAUGCAAGUGCCGGGUGGAGUGCAGAAUUCUGCGAUGAGGACCAUGGGAGGGAUGAAUCCGAAUGCGACGAAUCAAGGUAUGAGUGUUGGCGGUAUGAAUCCCGGCGGGCCUCCCGGAGGUAUGAAUUCUGGACUGCCACCAGGUAUGAUGAUCCAGGGUGGUGUAAUGAUACCGCAGAAGUCCCCCGCCCGCCCUGUUUGGAGCGGGCCUAUGAGGUUUGCUGGGACGGGCUCUGAUGGGGUCAAGAAGGAGACCAUUUUCAACGUUAUUGCUGCUUCGCAGCUGAAUGCCGAGGCCUGUCAUGUUAAGACGUGGCCCAGUCGAGGGUUUUUGAUGGUUCCGACACAGGAGCGGUACUCCCAUCCGGAGCUGCAGCUUUGGAUGGCGAAGUAUAAACCAAUUGUAGCCCAGAUUUUACCUGAUACGAGGGGUGAAAACGCCCAGGUGAAUAUCAGUAAUUUCCAACUGUUUAUCCAGGUGCUGCUUUCCAAGCAAGUGUACGCAACUUCUGCAUGGACGACACCGACGGGAAGCCAGACGAACAAUGUGUUGUUCAUUGCUAUUCCUGGGGCGAAUAAGUUGAUGGCCGCGUUCUUCCCAUUGCAUGGGAUUCCGGAGAUGCCUCGGAUGGCAGCGCUGACUGCUGGACUCAAUAUACCGCAACCGAUCGGGCCACCGCAGGGACAACCGGGGCAGCCGCCUAUGCGCCAGCAGGGGAUGCCUGGGCCGCAGAUGGGGAUGGGAAUGGGAGGAAUGCCUGGACAGAUGGGAGGCCCACCUGCAGGAAUGGGAGGACCGCCUGGGGGAGGGUUACCGCCAAACUUUGGGAAUCCGGCGAAUAUGGCCCGCGUUGAAGAACAGCUGAGAUUAUAUUUCCAGAAGAACCCGCAACUUGUGCAACAGAUUUCUCUCCUCCCGCAUGACAAAAAGCAGAAUGCUAUAAACAACUUCAAGAACCAGGCAUUAAAAAGUCUUUACAUGCAACAGGUUAAUCAGACUGCUGCUGCUACUGCUUCUGGAGGGGGAGGUGGCGGCGGGCCAGGGAUGCAGGGAAUGCAGGUUCAGGGAGGAGGACCUGGUGGGAUGAUGCCUGGUGGUGGGAUGCAGGGGGUCGCACCAGGAGUAGCGGGUGGUGGGAUGCCGAUGCCUCCUGGAGCGAACGCUUUCAAUUUCAACAUGCCGCCGGGAGCAACGAUGGGAUUUGGAAGGGGCGGGAUGGGACAGUAA
Coprinopsis cinerea okayama7#130 is the source of this 2970-nucleotide messenger RNA. RefSeq lists its product as hypothetical. The transcript is spliced from 10 exons. The record is from RefSeq and is a predicted model, not a curated record. Lineage: Eukaryota; Fungi; Basidiomycota; Agaricomycetes; Agaricales; Psathyrellaceae. Bases 1 to 2970 code for a protein of 989 amino acids.